Messenger RNA from Kwoniella botswanensis, 3825 nucleotides. RefSeq lists its product as uncharacterized. Gene Ontology annotation, molecular function: ATP binding; four-way junction helicase activity; 3'-5' DNA helicase activity. Gene Ontology annotation, cellular component: nucleus; chromosome; cytoplasm. The transcript is spliced from 15 exons. The coding region runs from base 1 to 3825 and encodes 1274 amino acids. The record is from RefSeq and is a predicted model, not a curated record. Gene Ontology annotation, biological process: double-strand break repair via homologous recombination; DNA replication. NCBI's taxonomy places the organism in Eukaryota, Fungi, Basidiomycota, Tremellomycetes, Tremellales, Cryptococcaceae.
AUGUCCACCCCCCGCAAUAACCUUCAGGAGAUCAUGGCUCGGACCCAGGGGAAAAGAGCUUCGCCGACAAGCUCAAAUGCAGUAGCGGGAAGUUCGAAAAGUGAUGGCGUUAGGACCCCUGGUAUAUUUAAACUUGCUCGACCACCUACAUCUUCUUCAUCUCGAUCUACACCCACGACGGAACAGCAGAUACUCAAUAUGCCGGGGGUGAAACAGAGUCAAACUAUCUCGCUUGCGUCCCGUCCGAUGUUGAACGGCACUCCCUCUUCCUCUACAUCCAAUGUCGAUCCCUCUCGAUCAAACAUGGCGAAACUACAGUCAAGUCACCUCAUGACUCCCUCUUCGACGGUCGGAUCACCGAUGGUGAUGGUAGGCAAAGGCAAAGGGAAGGAUAAUACUCCUCGAGGGAUUGCCGUUGGAAGUGGAGCUAGAGCAUCUAAAUUUGCUUCUUGGUCAAACGAAAAGGUAGCCGCCGAGAUCGUCAAAUUACUGGAGGAUAAGGAUGUACUAAAAGAUAAGAAGAUGGCUAUUCUCAUGGGUCAAGGUGAUGCAGAUGGAGACGAAUUCAUUGAUGAAAGCAUCGAAUUCCUCACCACGAAGAUUAAUGCACUCAAAGCUGAGAUGACCGCUCGUACCUCAUCUCCAUCUGCCGCUCCUGCUCAACAGACCCUACCUCCUCGAUCUUCAGGCUCAACAUGUGUAUCCGUCCCACAAAGAGAUUAUCCCACCCCCGAUACGAUAGGUUCAGAUAGGUCGAGAGCGGUUUUAGGAGACUUCAAGGAGAAUCGGUCAAAAGGGUUAUCAAGUGAUGACGGGGAUCCAAUUCCUCUAUUUCAUAAAAUUUCCAGUGAUUCCAUGCACCGUACUGAACAACCUCAAGCUGGACCUUCUCGACCCCGAAAAGCACCUGCUCCGCCACCUCAGUAUGAUGAUUUUGAUAUAGCUAUGGCAGAAGAGGGAUUCGCCGAAGAAGAUGAUCCAGAAGAAAUGUUAAUACCACCUUCGUCACCUCCUCCUCGAGCCAUCACCCCGCCUCCUCGCUCUCAGCCGAAGCAACCACCUCAGCCACCACCGUCGAAAUCUGCUGCAAUAGCUGAAAUGGAGGAUUUAGCUGUAGAAGAGAUAUUUUCGUCCCCCAUACAGGUGACAUCACAAUUGCCCCCGAGGGUCGUAGCUUCCCAAGCUCGAUCGGUACUUGGUGGGCCUCGUCCACCUUCUUCUCCCCCCAGACCACCCAAUGUCCAAGCACCGCAACAAAGGACUAUACAAGUUGAAAAGACAUAUCCAUGGACUAAGGAAGUGGAACAUAAGUUAAGACAGAUGUUCAAAUUGCCGAACUUCAGGAAACAUCAAAAGGAAGCUAUAAAUGAGACUAUGGCAGGUAAAGAUGUAUUCGUAUUGAUGCCAACUGGAGGUGGGAAGAGUUUGACAUACCAACUACCCGCCGUUUGUCAACAGGGGAAGACUCGAGGAGUAACAUUCGUCGUCUCACCACUUAUCUCCCUGAUUAACGACCAGAGUCGACAUUUAUGCAAUCUCAACAUACCAGCUAUAGCUUAUACGGGUGAUAUGACUCAAAAGGAUAAGAAUUUGGCUCAUGAAGAAUUGUCAAGACCUGAACCUUACACUCGAGUGGUGUAUGUCACACCGGAGAUGUUAACUAUGGGAGGACAUAUCAAGUCGAUACUGAGAAGUCUACUACAGAAGAGGAGAUUGGCUAGAUUCGUGAUCGAUGAAGCGCAUUGUGUCAGUCAAUGGGGACAUGACUUUCGAGCUGACUAUCUUCGUCUGGGUGAUUUACGAAAAGAUUACCCUGGUGUACCAAUCAUGGCAUUGACAGCUACAGCUCAGAAUAAAGUUGAAGAAGACAUUAUCCGCUCUUUAGGUAUACAGGGAUGUUCUGUACUCCGACAAUCAUUCAAUCGACCGAAUCUGCAUUACGAAGUUCGACCAAAGACCAAGAAAGUGAUAGACGAGAUAGUAGCGUUUAUUCGGACUCAAGGUCAACGUGCUUCCGGGAUCAUCUACUGUAACUCUCGAGACGGAUGCGAAAACCUGGCAAAGCAGUUACGGGAUAGAUAUGAAAUCGAAGCUCAUCAUUAUCAUGCUGGUAUGAGUAAAGGAGACAGAAGGAAAAUCCAAGAAGGAUGGCAAGAACAUAAAUUCGAAGUGAUAGUCGCUACGAUAGCUUUCGGAAUGGGUAUAGAUAAACCCGAUGUUCGCUACGUCAUACAUCACUCUCUACCUAGAUCAUUGGAAGGUUAUUAUCAGGAGACAGGACGAGCUGGAAGAGAUGGAAAUCCUUCGACUUGUAUACUAUACUAUACUUGGGGAGAUGGUAAAAAGGUACUUAAUCAGAUCGAUCAAGAUCAGAAUCUCACUCGACCUCAGAAAGAAAGACAGAAAGCCUCGAUGAACGAAGUCCUUCGAUACUGUAACAAUAAAGCGGAUUGUCGACGAUCUCAAGUACUGUCAUUCUUUAACGAAAAUUUCGAUCCUCGAAACUGUAACCAAGGAUGCGACGUUUGCUUGGGAAGAGAUCGGAGCGUGUAUACGACACUGGAUGUGACGGAUGAUGCAUUAAACGUCAUUAAGAUGGUUCAGUCCUUCGAGAGGGAAGAUCGAAUAACCAUUGUGAAUGCCGCUGAAUGCUUUAGAGGAUUUAAAGGUAGUUCAGGAAAAGGUCUGGAUCAGAAUCCUCUGUUCGGCAUAGGGAAAGAUUGGACUAGACAGGAAGGUGAGAGGUUGAUACAGACUCUGGUCAUCGAAGGUACUUUAGAGGAGUUCUGCGUGGCGAGUGCAGCAGGUUGGACGAAUGCCUAUCUUCGUCUGGGAAAAGAAGCUCGAAAGUAUCUGAAUGGGUCCAAAAAGCUCAACAUGGAUUUCCGACAAGCGUCACCACGCAAACAGCCAGCUAACAAGAAGACUGCAUCUAAAGGGUCUGGAUCAAAGAAUCAAGCUCAGAUCGCCUCAUUCGCACGUAAAUUAUCCAACCCGAUUUCUAGGAAAAGAUCAUAUCAACAGAUCUUGGCUGAGACCGAAGAAUUUGAUAAUUCACCUUGGGGAGAUACCGAUGACGAAGAUUAUCGACCUGAUGAUGAUCCAAUCGAAAUUGAUGAUGACGCUGAUGGAGAUGCAACAGAGGUAGAAGCGGAUGAUGAUUUACCUCUAGCGGUGAAAAGGCGCAAGACGGCAAGAAAGGAGAUUGGCAGUACGAUUGUGCCUAAAGGUGCUACGAGUAGAGUACAGGUCAUCGAUGUUGAUAGAAGUAGCACGGGCUCUCCGGUUGAGAAUUGUUUGAAAGCAUUGGAAAAGAUGAGGGGAUCCGUAUUGGCGAGGAACAAGAAUGCACCGCAACUGGAUGAUGAAAUGCUACAGUAUAUAGCAGCUACUAUGCCCACGAACGAAGUUUCGCUUAAAGAGUGCGAGGGGAUGACUUCGGCUCACAUGAAGACCUGGGCCACUCGUAUCAUGGGUAUAUGUGUCAAACAUCGACCCGCAUAUCACGCUGCUGAUCCUCAAGUCGCACCUUUGGCUACGGUUUCAGCAAGCUCAGCAUCAAGGAAUAAUGUGAUCUCGAGGAUCCAGCGUUACGCCUUCGACCCGAAAUCUAAUUCCAACAAUAACGCUUCUUCUUCUUCGGCUAAAACAUCUUCCUCCUCCACUCCAUUAAAGCGAGCAACGACAUUAGCUUCAUCACUUGCGACUUCCAAAACAUCUCUCACGCCCAAUGGACAAUUGACUCUGACGAGUAGAGCUAACGGUAUGAGACCGGUAUUAGUACCCCAGAAUUCGAAUGGUAAUGGGAGGAAAGAUAAGUUCUGA